CCGAAUCUAAACUGCGGCUAAUAAAUCCUUUAUCAAUAACUUUGUAUAUUUAUAUUGUGCUUGUGAGGUUGCUUUUACAUUCACGUAAUGUUAAAUACCACAGUUAUAUGAUAAAAAAUAAGCUUUGUUGAGUGUUUGACCUUUCAAACGCAACUUGCCUAAAUUACUGUAUACAACACAGUAAACGGGCAUCAGAAUCUAAACUGCGGUUGAUAAAUCCUUCCUUAUAACUAACUUUGUAUAUUUCUACCUUUAAAUUACAGUCGUAUUGUUAAGUGUUGUACCUUUAUUAAUCGUUUAAUGUUUUUAGUAAAUUAAAACAGUCAACAAACGUAUUUAGACACGGAUGUUACAACAGGACACAUCAAGCAAUCUCUUUUAACAAAGCAAUAGUGAAACGCAGUAACUUAAAUAAAGUAAAAUGUCUUACUGUGAAUUAUACUGCUGUGUCAUUGUUGUCAGAUCCAAUAUAAGUGGUGCUUCUGACUGAGUCUCUCUGCAAAUCCAGCAUCGACUUCUUUACAAAUGAAUCCAUGUCCACAACGUUAACAAACGCUCCCCACACGAGCUGGAACUUCUUCAAAAGCAAACUUUAUCCAAGCAUAUUGCUAAUGUUAAGUUCCAAGCCUCCUAAUUGAAGUAUUUAGCUUCUGUGUUGUUCCCAUGGUUGUUCCCACGCGGUUCUUUCACAACCGAAAAAGCGUUUCCAUGGUAUCAUAACAGAUCACCGCGUCAAAAUAAAAGUCUCUCAGAAAAAAUGUAUUUAAAAAGUCAUUUUGGUUACAUUUGUCAAUCUUUAAAGACAUGUUUACUUACUGAGACACACGUGUCACGCGAAGCUGUGGGCGGGGCUACAAAAGUAGACUUGUCCUUUUGGUUAUGGGGAGGUGUUUCAAUUCUACUUUGACGUCAUAGAUUUCCGAAUUUUAGACUGGAGUUUUUAGCUGGCUUGGUGCCAAAGACGGUUAUAUUUCAGUAGCACGGACGUUUUCAGUUCUGAAACUUGCAGGAUGUUCAUUUAAGUAUGAUGACCUCUUAUAUAACAAAUUAUCAAGUUAAAAUUGAGUUUUUGAUUCACCGCUCCUUUAAAGGGAUAGUUUACCAAAAAAUGAAAAUAAUGUCAUUAAUGACUCUCGUGUUGUUACAAAGUCGUAAGACCUCCGUUCACCUUUGAAAACACAGUUUAAGAUUUUUUAUAUUUAGUCAGAGAGCUUGCUUGACCAUUCAUUGAAAAUGUAUGUGUACUGUCCAUGUCCAGAAAGGUAAUAAAAACAUCAUCAAAGUAGUCCAUGUGACAUCAGUGAGUCAGGUAGAAAGUGUUGAAGCAUCGAAAAUACAUUUUGGUUCAAACAUAACAAAAAAUACGACUUUAUUCAGCAUUGUCUUCCGGUUCUGUUGUGAAUCGUGUGCACAAGAUUGAAGUCACAUGACUGUAGUGACGCGGCUGACAUGUUACCUGGUGCGCCCCAGCUGUUUUUUGUGUCUGAGCUUUGUUUAUAGUCUGAGGGAGAUGCAUGCUGUAAGUUUGAAAAAAAAACUUCACAAACAUGUCUAAGGAUAACACGUCAGCAGCGCCACUGCAGUCUAGGAUCCGAUAUGCUGGAUCGGUAUCAGGCCGAUUGAUAUGUGCGUUAGCCGUGGUUGUUACUGACAAGCUAUUAAAAAGACAACGUAUUAUAAAAGCACUAUAAACGUUAUUAUGCACUAUAUUCAAAGUCUUUUAAUACACUCAAUAGAUUCAUGUGAAGGAACAAACGCACAUUUAGAGAAAUUUUAGUUCACAGAAACACUGUAACCACAAACUGUGUUAAUCCGCUGGUGAAGCGGACGGAUGAAACGCGUCAUUCACACACGCACACCCAAGAUAACUGUAGGUUAUAAACUUUCCAUUGCGGUGUGAGGAUUCCCAUGAGAGGAUUCAAGGGCAUCAAUUCUGCACCCAGAAACCCAAUGAACGUAGCGUGUUAUGACUUAGGCGCAUCAAUUCUGCACCCCAAAUGUGCAUAAAAAGUCUGGUCAAACGCAUAAUUUCCAAAACAACCAUCUGCACACUAAAGCUUUUUUACUAUGACAGUUUUAAGCAAUUAAGAAUUUUUUUAGCAUACUUAAUUGAUCAAAUAUACCUAAUCUAUGUUCUUCUAAACACUGUCAUGAUUAAUAUUUACUAAUGUUCUCUGUAACUUGUAAAUAAUUUAAAAUUAUUGGUUUUAACAUUUAAAAUUAUACUAGAUGUAGCAGAAAGCGCUAUAUACAUUGAAUUACAAUAGUAUUGGGCAUAUAUCCAUAUAGGCUGAUAUACGGAAUUCUGGUAUCAGAAUCAGUUAGGAAAUGAAAAGUGGGAUUGGGACAUCCCUACUGCAGUCUUGUGCAUGCAGUUCACAACGAAACUAGAAGAGAAGACAAUGCUGAAUAAAGUAAACAGAGGCUCCAGAUAAAAAGAGAAUGAUUGUUUUUAUUGCACUAUUCUCCAAGUGAAUCGGUUACACCAUGAGACACAUCACAUUCCUUAAAAGUUUACACACCAAUAGAUCUGAUCUUUGAAGGGAAUAGGGCAUAGGGAUGAUCAAGUCAUCCACUGAUUUACGACAGGUAGUUUGGGACACUGAAAGUCUUUAAAAACAGCGUUUGUGCAACUAAAUGUUAGAGCGUGUGACCAUCCGCUUUGUUGGCAGAUUUUUCCAGUUACAGAUAUAUGCUUCACGUCUCCCUCACUCAUUAUAAAAUCAGCAGUGGCGGAAUGACACAUAAACGAUGCGAAAUGGUGAAGCAGUUACGGUGACGAUACUGGUAGAAUAUCUCACGGCUAUCAGACAAUUACAUUCAAUAACUAACCAAUAAGAAUUCUUGUAUAAAAUAAAUAGGACCUGUCUAUCUAUCUAUCUAUCUAUCCAGGGUAUUGUUUCUCAAAAAUAUCAUAGGCCCAAGUAGAUAUCACCAUUGCCACCAAUGGUCUCUAUGAUCAACUUAGCUUUUGAAAAAUGCAGCCCAGUAACGUUAUCUGCAUUAAUAAUUUGUCACCUAUGAUAAGUGGAAAUCUUGUUAAGCUACUCUCCAUGUCCCAUACAUGUUGUGUUUGUUUCACAAGGGAGACAAUGAAGUGCUGAGAUCAGCAAGGCACCUUUUGUCACUCUUGACUCAAGAAAAAGCUGCGUGUUCAACAAGUCAGGGAACAAACAGAUCAUCUAAUGGAAGAGUCCAAACUCAAGGGCCAUCAUCUUCUGUACAAACAGAAAUGACCAGGUCCUUUCCUGGAUUAUUUUCAAGUCGCAGAGGAAAACGCCGCUUUACUGGAGCAUGCCCUGUGCCCAUUAAACCAAAACCAUUUCAGGUCAUGUUCCACCUGCUUCCAGCCCAAUGUGAGCGGUCCCCUAGUGGUCCAGAUCAACUGGUCCAUACACAGGCAGGACUAGGACGCAGAACUGCCACUCUAGAUGAAAAUAUGACUCAUGAAGAGGUGGUUGGGGAAGUCGGAAGCUUGCUGUAGUGGCACCUGCAGACUGUGGCUACACAGGCAGGCUUAUAAAAAUGAACAAAAUUGGAAGACCCACCCUGAUCCAAAAAUGGCUGCUGACUUGUACAGAAAGGAAAUUCUCAGAUUGCAUGAGACAGGGAAACCGCUUUUGAUGUGUAUGGACUUAAGAUCAGGUGUUGAAGAACAAGAGAGGCAACUGAUCAACUUUUACAAUCAAAGACACGUAGAGUGGGCAUGUCCGGUUAAAUGUCAACUUCAAGGGGAUGCCGCAGUUGGUGACGGAGUGACUAGGCACUUUUUUUCUACAGUUCUCGAAAAACUGAAGUAUGGUUUCAGUUUGAACUUGGGAAACACAGGAGUUACUUGCCUCUUCGAGGGGGAGCCUGACCACUUGGUGCCCUCAUCCUCACAAUUCCUCAUUGAAAGCGAUCUCUUCCUAGUUGCAGGGAGAAUGCUAGGCCAUUCCUUUCUGCAUGGUGGCCCAUGUUUUGCAGGGCUCAGCAGAGCUUUUGUUCAUGUUCUGCUUCAAGGUUCUGAAGAUACUGCCACUUUGCAACUGGAGGACUGCCCAGAUGUUGACAUACGAGAGACCAUCGACUUGCUCAGUGGACAUUCUCCAUUAAAUGAGGACCAGUCGAGUAAAGUACUGGAACUGUGUUUGUCUUGGGAUCUUCCUGGUCCAACAGAAGGAAAUAGGAGGUGGCUUUAUGAACGUCUGCUAUCACAUGCGGUUCUUGGUAAAAGAACACGACAAAUUAAACAGAUAAGACGAGGACUAAAAGAGACUUUUGUUUGGAAUCUUCUAAAUGAGAGGAAGGAUGUGGCAUUUUUCCCUAAGGAAUCAGAGGACUCGUGCUCUCCAGAGAUGCUGCUUUCCCAUAUCUCCUGGCAUAGGGGUGAUGAUGAAGAUGAUGAUGAUGACGACGACGAAUACUCGCCUGAUAUAAAGGAACGAAUCACUGGGUAUUUAAAGCAGUUCAUUGAGACAGACGUCUGCUGGGACACAAGACACAGUGAAUCGUUUUCCAAUGGUUCUCUCACCUCGUCGCUGACUACAGCUUUGGGGUGGCGGACUUACGAUGGCUGGCUACGCGAUGCGUCAACUGGACAGUGGUUUCCUAGGUGGCGCCGGGGGCCAAAACCCUCUCGGCGAGCUCGUUGGUCUACAGAGGGGCGAGGACGUCACGCCGGCACACCGGGUCGAGCGCUGCCCUUUCCUCGAGACCCGUUGGUCGAUCGAAAACUGGACCGGGGCGCCCUUUCGUCGAGACCUCGGGGCGGCGGAUCUCCUUCGCCUCAAGCUCUGUGAUGAUCAAAAGACACAGGUAAGGUAGCAAUAUUAUAGGUAAUACUCACACACCGUCAAUAGCACAGUUCUUCACCGCCACUCCUAAACUCAAGUCCGCCGAGCGUUUGGCUGGGAAAAUACUUCGAGAUGCCACUCCGUGAUUUUAAGACUGAAACACACUCACAGCAUAAUCAUGUACAGGUCUUACUCUAGGACCGUUUUUCCUCUUCGUCGUCUCAGGAGCGAGUGACUGGAGGCGGGGGUACGUCAGACAAAGACAACAGCAAUCCCACUGCAAUACACAGCAUUACACAGCACCAAUUCAAGUGAAAAUUUCUACAUCCAAGACUCACCCACCACUCAGUGCACACAAUAGAUGCCCGUCUUCCUUUACUUCGCUCUGGACGAGAAUAUGGAGAUGGUAACACGGCCUAGUGUUUGUUUUCGUCACUGGAGCUGUUUCCACACGAAGACCCUUCGGCUCCCCCACCACGCUGGCUCAGGGGUAGGGCCGCCCACUCUCUUUCAGAAACACUCAGAGAGACAUACAGGUCAAAUACAUGCACAACACUUCCUAUAAGAAGGUUCCGUUACUCACAACUGCUGUACUUUCUUCGUCCUAGGUUGCCUUCACGCUGUAAUAAUUCUAGAUGCACAGACAGGGCGUUUUCCAGCCACCAACAACACUUUUCCACAGACGUAUACUCACAAUGGUGCGUCUUUCCUUCCUUCGUUUCUUUCAUCCAAGGGAAGGUCUGGAUGAAAAGCAGAGACCUGCCCGGAUUCCACGCACGCUGCACGCAGAUACCCUCAGAAAACAGCAAUUUUAAUCAACCAUCACACGCGUGUGCAUGUUUGCAAGCAGUACAAGCCUGCGUGAUGUUUGCGGUGACAGGUUUUAAUAAAAGAGAAAAAAGUCAAUUGAUAUUUGACAUCUAUAAACAAUAAUAUAUACGAAAUAUAAUUAUAUGGUCUUGACAUACACAUUAUCUGUUGCUUUAGUUUUUUAUUAAACUACUCAUUUGGUUUAUUUGAUUGUGACAGUCCCUCUAUCACCAAUCACAAAUCAUCACUUUACGCUUCUCUUUCUCAGUGGAUAAACUGAAUCAAAGCUGCUGUUAUCUGCAGUUAUACAUUUUACAGAGACCAGUACGUUAGCCUAUUCAUUAGAUUUAACUGAACUUUUUUGGCACUUUUAUCAGAAGGAAAGCAUAAUAGAAGUGUAUAAAAUAAUAGUAAAGACUCUAAUCUCAGGCAUAAACUCAGUAAAAGCUUUUAUUUCAAUUUAAUUUCUAAAAUAUGAUUCGAUUUGUAUUGUGAACCAUUUUAACGCAGUCUUUUCCAACUAUUUAACACAGAAAUAGCUAAAAUCCACACUAUUAUCAAUUGGCAAAUGGUUAGGACUUAUAUAAAAAAAUUAUUACCACAAACCCCCACCCCCCCAAAAAAAAUCUCACUCCAAGCUGAACUCAGAAGUUGGCAGCUCUGCAGACUUUUAAAAUCCUUAAGAUCAGCACAAGUGUAUGGGGAUAUCCCGUUUACCACAUAGUGGUACAAAUCAUGCGGGCUGAAGUCGGGCAGACUCGGCGUUUAAUGAGGUCCGUGAAAAUUGAAGGAGGAAGAAGGUAAGGGUCGGUAUCCAGUCCCGCUAUCUCUAACUUCUCUAAAUAGCGCUUUUUGUGAGGACCUACCAAAUGCCCUACCUCGACCGAUAACUGCACAACAACUGCCUUAAUAUAAGAAGCCAUGUAUUUUAGUGUAAUAUAUAUUUAAACUGUUUAAAACUAAUCAAAAAUCCCGCUCGUCUAUUACUAAUCAACCUAGUGCGUCAGUGAUUUUGCCGUCCAGCAUGGCGUCGUCACGUGGUCUAGGUCACGUGUUUGCAAAGGGUCUUAGAAAUUAUCGCCCCCUAUUGGUUAUCAUCCCCAUAAAUGUGUGUCAUUUUUACGCCUAGAGGAGGCAAAGCGUGACAUUGACACGCAUCCUCUAGUCUAGUGGACCAGCGUGUCUAUUACACGCUUUAGCGUGAUACUGGGUUGCACCAUCAUAUCUCUAUGUGCAUUGUAUAUAUAAUUGUUCCUUUAAUUUAUUUUCUAUUUUUUUCUCCUUUGCUUGUAGCUUUUCAUUUUUACACUUUGUAGCAAAGCUAUAGACAAGGGUUUUAAAAAAGAAAUGACCAAACAUUUAUUGCUCUGUUAAAUAAGAUGUGGAUUGUAACACAAGUCUUAAAAGAAACGCUACUAAUACUUCUGUCAUUGAUAAGACAACAAUAAAUCGGAACAGCGGCAGGUUUGUCUGCAUGUUCAUAAAACCAAAAUGUUCUCUUUGGCAGUAUUUUUUUUUUAACUAAAAAGCAUUAUACACACAUGCUAUCAAAAUCAUGACAAAUACAUUAUUUGACCUGUAUGUUAAUAAUAAUGACAUUAAAUGCAUUAAUACAAAGAUAGUUAACUAGGUAUUUAGUGUCAGGAUCCCAAAUGUUAUUAAGUGUAUUUAGUCUUGUUUCUGGUGCCGGGAUCCUGACACACCCCCGUAAAUGUGUUCUGUGUUUGUGUGGAGAGUCACGUGACCUAUGUGUUAUGUGUGGAAUGUGCUCUCCUGUCUUUAGUCUUAACCUUACCUUCCUGUUUCCUAAUUAUGUAUGAUUAGUUUCCUCACCUGUUUGUUAUUGUCCCCUAGUUAGUUCCCCUGUUUAUAUGCCAUUGUGUCUCUUGUCUUUGCCGGAUCAUUGUAUUUGUACAUGUAUGUUACCAUCGUCAGGAGUACGUCUAGUUUUGUCUUGCCUGUUAUUAUUUCUUUCUUGCUUGUUUACCCCCUCGAGGGAGUUUUUGUUCAUUAAUAAAAGUCUUUUGA
Misgurnus anguillicaudatus (oriental weatherfish) is the source of this 7613-nucleotide messenger RNA. NCBI's taxonomy places the organism in Eukaryota, Metazoa, Chordata, Actinopteri, Cypriniformes, Cobitidae. The record is from RefSeq and is a predicted model, not a curated record.